Molecule: messenger RNA, 2486 nt
Organism: Helobdella robusta
Lineage: Eukaryota; Metazoa; Annelida; Clitellata; Rhynchobdellida; Glossiphoniidae
Exons: 28
Coding region: 107-2314 (735 amino acids)
Biological process (GO): regulation of Golgi organization
Cellular component (GO): cytosol
Source: RefSeq, a predicted model, not a curated record
UUUAUUUAUUUUUCUAUUAUGCAAAAUAAAAUAAAAUAAAAUAAAUAAAAUCAAUAAAAUAAAAUAAUUAAUUUAUUAUUUAAUUAAUAAAUUUUUUUUCUGCAAAAUGUCAGCUAAUGUGAUGAAGACCCAGCAGGCCCCGGACAAGACAUCAUUGUCGUCAUCAUCUUCCACCACGUCGUCAACAUCGUCGCUGCUAAGGAGAGGAUCACAGACGAAAAGAAUUUUGAAAGAAAAAGUUGUUCAGAUAUAUGGGCUGUUCUUCAGGAAUGAGGACCCAUCACAAGGCAAUCCAAAUUUCUGGGAUGAAUUAUUUCUGUUGAAGGCCAACCCCCAGUUUAUUGAAAGUGAGAUUGAAAAGUUAUCAGGAGAACAGCUGAUUGACUUGAUGCUGAUGUUGAACAAGUUAUUUCAAAAGUCGGUUGAAGCCAGCUUACAAGACAAUCACAUAAGGAUAAAUAAUGCUUUCCAAACGAUAUGUUCAUUGACACGGGGAGUCCUAACGAAAUGUUCGUCGUCAUCAUCGACUGGUUUCGAUCUCAUCAACAUCCUCAUUGGCUUCGAGUCAGCUGAAGUCGUUAUGAAGAAUCUGGUGGAGAGAUUGAACACCAUCUUAACGUGCGACUUCCCCCACCACCUGAAAUCAUUAUCACUGGCCGUUCUUAUGACGUUUGUUACUGGCACAGACAACGUCAGCCAAAACACACUUCUUGAGUACUUGAUGAUGAACAGUCUAUUUGAAGCCAUCGUUAAGCUGAUCGCCCACGCAUCCUCAAGACAUCACCAUGGCAACGACGCCGUUCAACUCCUGUCACUACUCGUGCAAUACAGGAAGAAUGAGUUAAUCAACCCGUACAUAGUUAAGUUGUCCAUUCUUGACGACGAGAUGGCACUGACUGGUCUGGCGCAAAUUGUAUCUACAAGUCUGUCCAAGUACAAUAAUCAGUACCAGCAGAAGAUGUUGGAUGCGGAGACCAGUGGUUUCUUUGCUACCAUUUCAAAUCUGGUGGGAAACAUGUUUGUAGGUGAGGAGACGAAGACUGAGGCUAUCAAGGCCAACAGCAGCGUCCUCUUAGCCCUGUACGAGGCCAUUCACCUCAAUAGAAAUUUCAUCACCACACUGGCACAUUCCCACACCCACUCACUUCCGUCAACUCCGACUGCUGACCAAUCAUGUUCAACGAGUGACCUCGACUCGCCUGCGGUGAUCAACACAUCAGCCAGAAUCAUCGGCACGAACAACAACAUGACGACGACGACAUCAGCGAUGACGUCAUCGUCAACAACGACAACAACAACAGCGAACGAUGACGACAAUAACCCGCCAACAAAUCUACUGGCUACGUUUCUCGAGUAUUCUUCUAUCAUUUGUCAGGACAUCAAGGAUACGGCACGUUACAACAGCACUAAACUCUGCUUCAUAAUCAUCACUUGCAUUGCUGAGGACCAGUAUGCCAACUCCCUAUUACACGACAACAACAUGAACUUCAGGGUCAUGCUGCAUAGAGCACCAAUGAGGCACCGCCGACCAAUCGCCACGAGGAAGUCAGCAUCUAGGCCGCUGGUCUGCGCCCUGAUUGACCUGAUGGUAGAAUUUAUAAUCAGUCAUCUCAUGAAGAAUUUUCCUAUCGAAUUACAUCUAAGAUGUCUCGGCAUCAUACAUCGCAUCAUAUGCUACCAGAAGAAAUGCCGCAUACGACUGAACUGCCAGUGGAGGGAAUUGUGGAGUGCACUCAUAAACCUGCUGAAGUUCAUACUGACCAAUGAGUCUACACUGGUAAAGAAAUGCGACCUAUUUCAUCUGGCUACCAAGAUCGUCAACAUUUUCAACUUAUUCAUAACGUACGGCGACACGUUCCUAAAUGACCCCAACAACUACGACGAACUCUACUACGAGAUAAUUAGGACCCACCAAAUAUUUGAUAAUCUAUACUCAUUAAACUUGCGAUACAGCUCCCAAGAAGAUAACUCGUACAAGGACAACCACCACGUCUCAUCUCUCACUGAAAAUGAGGUCUUGGAUAUAGUGCGCAACAACUAUGACUCACUGACUCUGAAGAUGCAUGAUAGUCUAGAUCAAUAUGAGCGGUACUCAGAGAAACCUAAGGACAUUACUAACUUCUUCAUGACGAUUGUCAGGGACAUUGCGUCUGACCUGAGGAGGUCAACCAGUGAGUACUUCAACAACACUGCAAAGGCCAAAAAUCACGAUACCGUCAGUAGUGGUAAUAAUAAUAAUAAUAAUAAUAAUAAUAACAUUAAUUGUGUGUUUGUCGUUGAAACCUCUGAGGCAAACGCAAAAGAGAGAGAGUAACCUUUAAUUAGGUAACUGAACAGCAUUCAAAGGUAAAUAUAUAACGAUCAAGAGCAUGGUGCAAGAAAUUAGAUACACCAGUCGGUUCGUAGAUUCUCGUAACAUUUUAUGGUCAAAUCAUUUUUUUUUAAUUUCUCGUGUACGGAAUAUCGAACAAAGAACAAUAAUCUUA